GACGGCGGCGGCUGGCGGCGGAGACGGCGGGGGCGGGGACUAAGGAUUGUGAGGUGGGGAAUCGGGAGUUACUGGAUUCUUUAUCCGGUAUCUUAAGUGCCGUUGGGGAGCUGUCGUUUCUGCAGUAUUUAGAGGUGGCUGGGACAGCAGGAUCUGCGGCCGCUGUGGCGCAGAGAGUAAGAAAACCUGAGUUCUGUGAAAAACCAGAGAAGAGAAACUAAAAGAAUAGUAGACAAGGUUUUUCCAAUUUGCAUAAUACUGAACACUCCAAGGGAAUCGACCAAAAUGGGAUUUUAAGUGAAUUAAUACCAGGUCGCAGAAGUUGUGCCGGGAGUCAAAGGCCAGAUCCAGAGAGAUAAGCAUGGGAACUCUUACCCAGGUCACCUGGCCCAGUCCGCCCCCCAUGAUCUGGCGUAGUGAAUGUGGACAUAGUCUUACGGUUUUUAAGAUUUCCUUCAUGGAUACAUUUUCAUAGCAUUAUUAUGUGAUGGGAGAAGUUUUUGGUUUUUUGUUUUUGUUUUUUUUUUGAAGUAACAUGGAUUUUAUACUACAGAAUCAAGAGAUUGGCUUUAUAGGAAAAAUUGAUAUAUAAAAGUGGUACAGGUUUUUAUAGCUAACCAUGACAACAUCCCAUAUGAAUGGGCAUGUUACUGAGGAAUCAGACAGCGAAGUAAAAAGUGUCGAUCUUGCAUCACCAGAGGAACAUCAGAAGCACCGAGAGAUGGCUGUUGACUGCCCUGGAGAUUUGGGCUCCAGGAUGAUGCCCGUACGUCGAAGUGCACAGCUGGAGCGUAUUCGGCAACAACAGGAGGACAUGAGGCGUAGGCGAGAGGAAGAAGGGAAAAAACAAGAACUUGACCUUAAUUCUUCCAUGAGACUUAAGAAACUAGCUCAAAUUCCUCCAAAGACUGGAAUAGAUAACCCUAUAUUUGAUACAGAGGAAGGAAUUGUCUUAGAAAGUCCUCAUUAUGCUGUGAAAAUACUAGAAGUGGAAGACUUGUUUUCUUCACUUAAACAUAUCCAACAUACGUUGGUAGAUUCUCAGAGCCAGGAGGACAUUUCACUGCUCUUACAACUUGUCCAAAAUAAAGAUUUCCAGAAUGCAUUUAAGAUACACAACGCUGUCACAGUACACAUGAACAAGGCCAGCCCUCCGUUUCCUCUUACCUCCAGUGCUCAAGAUCUUGCACAAGAGGUACAAACUGUUUUGAAGCCAGUCCACCAGAAGGAAGGACAAGAAUUAACUGCUUUGCUGAAUGCUCCACAUAUUCAGGCACUUCUCCUGGCCCAUGACAGGGUGGCUGAGCAGGAGAUGCAACUGGAGCCCAUUACAAACGAGAGAGUUUACGAGAGCAUUGGCCACUAUGGAGGAGAAACUGUAAAAAUAGUUCGUAUAGAAAAAGCUCGAGAUAUUCCACUGGGUGCUACAGUCCGUAAUGAAAUGGAUUCUGUCAUCAUCAGUCGGAUAGUGAAAGGAGGCGCUGCAGAGAAAAGUGGCCUCUUACACGAGGGGGAUGAAGUUCUGGAGAUCAAUGGCAUUGAAAUUCGGGGGAAGGAUGUCAAUGAGGUUUUCGACUUAUUGUCUGAUAUGCAUGGUACUUUGACAUUCGUUCUGAUUCCCAGUCAACAGAUCAAGCCUCCUCCUGCCAAGGAAACUGUAAUCCAUGUAAAAGCUCAUUUUGACUAUGACCCUUCAGAUGACCCUUAUGUUCCAUGUCGAGAAUUAGGUCUGUCGUUUCAAAAAGGUGAUAUACUUCAUGUGAUCAGUCAGGAAGAUCCAAAUUGGUGGCAAGCCUACAGGGAAGGGGAUGAAGAUAAUCAGCCCCUAGCUGGGCUUGUUCCAGGGAAAAGCUUUCAGCAGCAAAGGGAGGCCAUGAAGCAAACCAUAGAAGAAGAUAAGGAGCCCGAAAAAUCAGGAAAGCUAUGGUGUGCAAAGAAGAAUAAGAAGAAGAGGAAAAAGGUUUUAUAUAAUGCCAAUAAAAAUGAUGACUAUGACAAUGAAGAAAUCUUAACUUACGAGGAAAUGUCACUGUACCAUCAGCCAGCAAAUAGGAAAAGACCUAUCAUUUUGAUUGGCCCACAGAACUGUGGCCAGAAUGAAUUGCGUCAGAGGCUCAUGAACAAAGAGAAAGACCGCUUUGCAUCUGCAGUUCCUCAUACAACUCGAAGUAGGCGAGACCAUGAAGUAGCUGGUAGAGAUUACCACUUUGUCUCUCGGCAAGCAUUCGAGGCAGACAUAGCAGCCGGAAAGUUCAUUGAGCAUGGUGAAUUUGAGAAAAACUUGUAUGGAACCAGCAUAGAUUCUGUACGUCAAGUGAUCAACUCUGGGAAAAUAUGUCUUUUAAGUCUGCGUACACAGUCAUUGAAGACUCUCCGGAAUUCAGACUUGAAACCGUAUAUUAUUUUUAUUGCACCCCCUUCACAAGAAAGGCUUCGGGCAUUAUUGGCGAAAGAGGGCAAAAAUCCAAAGCCAGAAGAACUGAGAGAAAUCAUUGAGAAAACUAGAGAGAUGGAGCAGAACAAUGGUCACUACUUCGACACAGCAAUUGUGAAUUCAGACCUUGAUAAAGCCUAUCAGGAAUUGCUUAGGUUAAUUAACAAACUUGAUACUGAACCCCAGUGGGUGCCAUCCACUUGGCUGAGGUGAAGGAAGCCCUUCCUGUGGCACGAUCGGACUUGAUCUGGCAAAUUGCCAGUACGAAGGUAAACCCGAUACUUCAGCAGGACUUGGAGGGUAAGGUAGCAGGCAGUGUAGACCUGUUCUUCGAUCUCAGACUAGUGAGAAGAAAAUCCCCGUAAGUAAUUUGUGCACAGCAGUCUUUAUUCUGUGGCUUUGUGUUCUUGCCUCAUUUGGGGAUUCCAAAUGGAUACUUUCAACAGAGCAGUUCCAUUUUAUCCACGUAAAAACCUGUUUUCACCUAACUGAAUCUUUCUGCCUAGUCAUGUUUUCAUGAACUAUGUGUAUAUACACAGCAGUCCAUGUCUCACAUAGUUAUAAAUAUUGACAUUAUUUAACGCUUAACUUAAAUGAUUUCAUGGGAAUGGGGGGUGGGAGGUUAGGGACCAUGCUUCCAUGUAUUGGGCAAGACAAUUGUAAGAAAACUGGUUUGGUCAUCAGAAAUACUUUGCUUAGAUUUCUUUUAUGUGCUGCAAGUAUAACAUACACAUCAGAUUUUAAUAACUUACUACAGAAAUUAAGUGUUGUUUAUAGUGAUUUAAAAAAAAACUUUUAAGGUGCCACUUUGGUCUGGAGCCACUCUGUUAGCCUUGAAUUCAUUUGUAUGUCUUUUAACUGUUAAAAAACAUUCCAUUACAAGCACCAAUUUUUAGCUCAAACUUUGUGGAUCAGACUGUUCUGCACACUCAACAGACUCUGAUCUAGUUAAGCAUGUACAACAUGCUGCUUUUUAAUGAU
Messenger RNA from Artibeus jamaicensis (Jamaican fruit-eating bat), 3415 nucleotides. RefSeq names its product protein associated with LIN7 1, MAGUK p55 family member (gene PALS1). Gene Ontology annotation, cellular component: adherens junction; plasma membrane. The record is from RefSeq and is a predicted model, not a curated record. Gene Ontology annotation, biological process: establishment or maintenance of epithelial cell apical/basal polarity; generation of neurons; morphogenesis of an epithelial sheet. The transcript has 16 exons. Gene Ontology annotation, molecular function: protein binding. Bases 620 to 2647 code for a protein of 675 amino acids. Lineage: Eukaryota; Metazoa; Chordata; Mammalia; Chiroptera; Phyllostomidae.